This is a messenger RNA of Symbiodinium necroappetens, 3662 nucleotides long. The record is from the annotation of a GenBank genome assembly. NCBI's taxonomy places the organism in Eukaryota, Dinophyceae, Suessiales, Symbiodiniaceae.
AUGAGCAAUCACCUAGGAAACCUUUCAGGUCCUGCUGGAAGAACUAACUUCCUGAGAGUGACUUUGAAUUUUCAAGGCAUCCAAGAUCUGGGUCGGAAGAGACAACUGCAAACCAGGGUUCUCGACAAACUCAAGCACCUGAAGAGCAAAAGCGGGAUUGAGGGUCAAGACAAUUGUCAUCUCUGGGUUACCAAGGAUCGCUCAAUCGAGGAGCGCAUCAGAAUCAGGGCCCUGGUUCUAACCAAGAAUUUUUAUGAGAAGUUGCCCCAGCCCUCCGAACCUGCACCAUGCCGGCCUCCUCCCGAAAUCGUUUGGCGGGGACAGGUAUUUGUAGGACAACGCAGAAUGCUCAAGUGUAUGGACAACGGGCAUGAGCCCACAGCCAACGAUCAGAUCGUGGAAGUUACUGGCAAGCCUAAGGAAGCUUUGCAACAGAUGUGGGCAGAUUAUGGGCCCGAUGCCACGCCUUUUGGUUCGGCCAUUGGUAUCCCCACCUCCUGGCUUGGUAAGGCAUACGUCAGUUUUUUGCAUCAAUUCAUCUGCCCUACAAACUUCGUGAGGCGCUAUCAUGACGAAAUUGCCUUCUGCUGUGAUCUUAACUACGACAUCUUGGAUAUCGUCAAUGUGGACGAGAGAGGAGUGCCUCUGGGCCAACUCUUGCGCUCGCUUGGCUUGGAAUUCACGAGGCUCCAUGAACCCACUUGGAGCAAUACUAGCGGUGCAUGCUCUCGAAUCGAUUUCAUUCUGUUCUCGCUGCAAUCCAUGACUUUCUGGGACGAUAGAGUUCUUUUGGGUUCUGACGCCAUUGUCGGUUCUGAUCACUGUGCUAUCAGCGUGAGCCUUCAGUCACUCACCUCAAUCGGUAGAGGAGCAUUCCAGAAUUCCAAAUGCGGCAAAUGGUGGACUCAAGGCCCACAACUUAUGAAUAAAGCUAGUGCCCUCGCCGAGCACCUUGAGCUGUCCAUGUCGGACAUGUGUAUGGAGGAUCUCUCCUCCCUGUGUCAGUCUUGCUCCCGAAGGGUCACCAGCUGUCGUUUUGUGGACACACCCGACAUCAAAGCUCUCAUCGCUAAGAGGAAGCGGCUACGAGGACGCGAGGCACGGGAACUGGCUAAGCAGAUCGCAGACACACGCAGACAGGCCAAAAAAGAAUGGCUUGCUUCCUUACUCCAGAAGAGCGCAGAAGGAGAUUUCAGAGCCAUUGCGUAUUUUAAGAAACGUAACACGGCCAUGUACACGCAAGGGUCUUACUGCAUUCGGGCUGGUGGACGCAGCAAGGCAAUUGCUGACCUCAGGUUCUUUUACCAGCGUAAGCACACGCCUCCUGAUCCCAUGCCCCCUGGACUGCCUCGCGCCAUCUUCCACGCAAGGGCGCCUAUUCAGCCUAUUCUUAAUCCCCUACCCUUCACGCUGGAGGAGAUCCGCGAUGUAGCAUUCAUGUGCAAGCACAACAAGAGCACAGGGGCUGAUGGGAUUUCAUACGAGGCCUUGCAAAUGCUGUUACAAUCUGAGCUGGCAGAACACAUCCUUGACAUGUACAAUGGCGUGUUCACCAAGGCCUUGAUGUUGCGCCUGAGACCCAAACUGCCCAGCAUUGGAGCUUUCCAGGUAGGUGGGGUCCCUCAGCGACAAAUCCUUGAUGCAGCUUGUGCAGUGCAGCAAGCCAUCAGACUAUCAGAACAGUAUGGCAAGCCACUUGUCAUCAUCAAGCUAGAUGUUGCAGCGGCCUUCGAUUCACUUUCCCAUGCAUCCAUCGCCUCUUUCUUAGCACAGGCACAGGGGAGUCGCGAGGCCGAAGUAUUGCUGGAUGUCAUUUGCAACAGUUGUGUGGGGCUUGGGCUUCAGGGGACGAGUUGGGAUCAGCCACUUCGACAGGGUGUCCUACAGGGCAGUUCUUAUAGCGCCGAGCUUUUUGCUCGAUGUGUGGAUUUCUACAUGUCCUUCAUCAACCAGGAGUGGCAACAGCGCGAGGAGACCUGGCUCCAAACCCAGGAAGGACGAAAACUCUUUUUGACUCCUUUUGCCGAUGAUUUGGUUCUCAUAGCUACGUCGCGAGACCAAGCUGUCCGCUUGCUUGAGGACACAGUUCGGACUCUUGGCGCUAUUGGCCUACGGAUGAAUUGGCGAAAGUGCAAGUAUAUUCAAACCCCAGGACUACCCAAAAUCCCUAUGACACCGUGCGGAACAGACAUCCAGUGGGCGCAAAGUUUCAUCUUCUUGGGCAUUCUCAUGGGAUUUCAGCUUUCCUGCCAAGCUGUCCUUGCUGCCAGGAUGACUAAGAUCUUCGAUGUCUUCAUUACGUCUCGCUGGAGAUGGCUCAGCCCAGCGGUGAGAGUCCUUGGAUUCUUGGAUAGCAAGAAGGAGAGCCAGCAGACUGGCCGCCCAAUUGGCAGGUACCCACCCCAGUCUUUUAUUCCGAUUGCUGUUACACUCCGCAUCAAGGGACCCGAGUGGCUUUUCGCUAAUGGUUCCUGCAACGCGCGUGGGAACAGAGCAGCUGACAGGGAAGUGUGGAAGCAUUUCUCAGCUGACUGGAGCUACAAGAAUGACGCACUGGCCACUCGCUUCUACUCCCAGUCUCCGGAAGAGGUAGAUUUGCGGGGUUGCCAGCUAUUGCAAAAUGGCGAUUUUUUCUCGCUUCUGCACACCAGACACCCACCCGUGGAGGAGCCGUACACCACGUCCUUUGUAUGCCUCAAUACCCCCUCUUGCGAUGCCCAGACAGAGGGAGAGUCGGAGAAUGUGCUGAGGGUCUUUUCGGACGGGAGUGCUCCCAAUAACCGGAAGGGGCAGGCGGGCACAGGGGGAGGGGCUGUCGUUGUCCUCAGCUUUGUGAGUUCCCGUGCAUGUCCUUACACUGGUGCUGCAAGCAGAGGGGGGGGGCAGGGAACUCUUCUUUUGACUGCAGUGAUCGGCGUGACUGUGAUGGUGCUUUUCGGAUGGGGAGCCCUGACGAGCUUCCUCCGAAGCCUUGUCACGACUAUGCAAGGUGCGGAGAUGCAGCACUCCCUCACGACCAGGAUGGAGAAGACUACGGAGACCCUUGUGUCACAGGUACAUGACAUUCAGGCAGCAAUCAAGGGACUCGCCGAUGCCCCUCGUGAGAGCCUGGAUGCCCAUGCCUUUGGUGAAGAACUCUGGGACAGCCUCCGCCCGGUGCUCGCACAAUGGUCCCAAGUCCAGGGUGACAAGACCUUGAAGAUCCUGCAAGACUGGAUCGAUGGCGCUGCUCCCACCACUUCCACCUCCUCGGUGUCUACACAAGUCCUCGAGAACAAGAUGAAGGACUUCCAUGCAGCGGUGAUGGCACAGCUGCAGGACCUCCAGGGCGCCGUUACGACGACGACUCUGAACAAGGUCGACAACCUCAACACGAAGGUGGAAGCAGUGGCGGCGGAAACCAAAACCAUGGCAGGCUACAUGAGAGAAGACCAUGCCCUCAUCGUUCGCAUCAAGGACCGAGUCGAAGAGGUGUCCAAGGAGUCUUUGUCCCACCGCAGCGCGGUGCUCGCCGAGAUAAAGAAUGUCUGCGAGGACACGGCCAAGACCUUACUUUGGGUCAGUGGCCAGGAAACCGAGCUGAAGGAUCGCACACACAAGAUCGAGUCCAUGCUCACUGGCAUGCUGGAUGUGGUGAACGAUGUCGGCACGGCCCUCGAGAG